AUAUAAUGUUGUGUAUAGAUGAGACUGGAAUAAAUAAAUAAAUAUUAAAAUAAACAAUAUGUAGUCGUUUGUGAAGGAUUACUGUGCGAAUGACACGGUCGUAAACUAGCGCGAAAGCAAUAUGUUAUGCUUGGUUUAACACGUCCUUAAAAGUGCAUAUGUAUUAAAAGUUAAUACGGGUUAAUUCUACUUUCGGUUUUAGCUAGAGUUGUGUUGUAUCUUGAAAUUAUUUUACACAUUUUAAGACAUUUAAUGUAUAAAUAUGACAUACUAUAUAUUGUCAUUUUUAGUUCUUUGUCUCAGUUUAGAGAUGAUAUUUUAUAUACAAAAACUGGAGACGUUACAGCUCGAGUACCGUUCGUUAUCUGCUCAUGUACAUGGGCAUGGCAGAAAAAGGGAAAAUUGCCCAGAGCAAACAGAAGCAACAUGUGUCCGUGAUAAUACAUCUGGAAACAGUCGACCUAUCGUGAACGCAUUCUCCGUAAGUGAUUCAAGAUCUGUGUCUCCAGCAGAAUCUCAAAAUAAACUACACAACUAUGCUAAAAUUCAUUUCAACGAAGGAACAGAUUUUAACGCGGACACAGGGACAUUUUCUUGUAGUAAACCCGGAGUGUAUUAUUUCACUGCCUCUCUGAUCAAAAAGCGUGCAUAUGAGAAUUCCGAAAAAGUUGAUCUGGUACAUUGUAUUAUUUACAAAAACACAGAAACUAUGCUGGAAUUACUUGUCGAUCCUAACGACGGCCCUAAAGUUGAUGUAAAUAAUAUCUCUGCAGAUAUUGGAAGUACGGCUGUGACUAACUCGAUGGUUGUACGACUUGAAAGAGGCGACACAGUUUAUCUAGGGGAUUGUGACAACCCACUGACAUCUCUGGAGCCUUACUCUUCUUUCUCCGGAUUUUUGUUGUACCAAGAUGUCGGAAGCAUUUAAGCGUUAAGAUAUUCAUAUUGUCAAUGUAAGCCGUAAACAGAUAUAUGUUUGUCAUUUAAACUUAUAACGACAAUAGUUGUUUUCGAAUGUGUUUUUACGACAGUAUUGGGGAUUGCAGUAAGGGAAUCAUGCAAUUUCAUGCUAUCUAUAUUAUCAUUUUAUCUAAGCUCACCGUUGUUAAAAUAUUAUUAACAGGAGGCACACCUACAUGACUAUUUAGAUAAGACCACAAGUGAUCCAUUGUCACACCCUAAAGUAAUCAACGUGAAUAGAACACCAAGGGAUGUACUUCUGGUAGUUUGUUCUUAAGGAUCAUUAUAUCACAAAAUUUAAUAAGGAGCUGUAUACAGGGUAACUGUUUGUUUUUGUCAGAUUGAGGUCCUCGUUCAUCUUAUAUAAAAAAUGAAACCUCAUAAACCAGGCUGUAAAAAUGCCACCCUAAAUAUUGGCACAUCCACCCGUCUGUCCGUCUCUCUGUCUGUUUUGCGAAAAUGAUAUUUCAUUUUGUUACUUUUUAUCAUUUUAUUUAUCUGUUGCCGGUCCUGAUUAAUGACUCAACUUUAUAUUAUUAGUUUUUUUAUUAAUAUCUUAUGUUUUGUUUUUAUAAUCCAAAAUUAUCGCAUGACCGCCACAACUUUCCUUUGAAGAUCGGCGUUCUCUAAAUUCCAGUAUUGGAAAACUUUGGGGUGCUCUAAAUGAGGUAUCAGUACGCUUUGGGGUGCUCUAAAUGAGGUAUCAGUACACUUUCUCGCGCAUGUCCAGUUUAUUAUUUUAAGUUCUCAUUCCUUAGAAAUAGAAACAGGGAGAUAUAUGAGAACUGAUAGAAAUAACAGAUUGUGUAAAUUAUGCCCGUAUAAAAAUGUUGAAUCAGAAUACCACUUCUUAUUAUGUUGUCCCUUAUAUUCAGAACUGAGAAAAUCUUUUAUAAAACAUGAUCUUUUCCACUCUUAAAUAAGUUCUAUUCUAUUAUGUCAUCAGGAAAUAAAAGUAGAAUAUUGCAACUAUGUAAAUUUUUAGAUAAAGCAUUCGCAUUAAGAUCUAGU
Ruditapes philippinarum (Manila clam) is the source of this 1971-nucleotide messenger RNA. Its product is annotated as complement C1q tumor necrosis factor-related protein 5-like. The transcript is spliced from 2 exons. Bases 263 to 928 code for a protein of 221 amino acids. The record is from RefSeq and is a predicted model, not a curated record. NCBI's taxonomy places the organism in Eukaryota, Metazoa, Mollusca, Bivalvia, Venerida, Veneridae. Gene Ontology annotation, molecular function: protein binding.